GUGCCGCGAGAGAAAGGUCUUCGCCGAGCUCUCUCCCGGAGUUGCUGAGAGAGAGUGGUGCGGUCUUACGAAUUUCUAGCUUUACAAGAUAUGUUAAUUACUGUAUUUUCCAUGGUUCGUAUAGUCAUUAGUAGAGCGGCCUGAAGUGCUUACAGUGCGUAUCGAUUCAUUAAGCUAAUGGUUUCUGUUGUCAGUGUUUUGAAUAAUGAGUGAGUGUGACAAAAAAUCUGGUUUAACAUAAACUUUUGUUUACGAACGAGCUGGUAGUGAAUCACGAAAGCACAUUUAAAUGAGCAAGCAAAACAGCCAUAUAUAUCUUCACAGCUACUGCGGACAGUGGAAAAAAAAAAAUGUAUUUUUGCGCAAAUGUGAGAAGAGUGAUGUGGGAAAACCCAGUGGAAUUACACAUGAAAAUCGCAUGUAGCUAAAGCCUUAAUUACACACAUAACCUUGUUAUCUGCAUACUGGAUUUAGAUACACGGAACAAGGAAGACCACGUUCACGGGAAUCUGCAAAAGAACUCAUGACUUCAGCACCACCAUUUACUUAAUUGGGAUGCUUGAGAGUGUCUCUGCCGUGUCACUGGGCAUGACGAGUAGCAUCCACACAUGACAACAGGAGUUUCGGCAGCGCCAGCGCCAGUGGAAAGGGAACCGUAAGCUUAUGGACCGCGAUUCAUGUGAAACUGCAGCAUGAGUUACGCAUCCUUUUACACAAGCGAAAGAUGCAGGCUUUCGUGGCAUUUCUUAGUUGUGAUUCCCUAGAUGCCUAAUUCAGACCUCAGAGACGUGACCCAUGAAACAAAGUGCCAAAUGAAGUUGAAGACGACUCUCAGGCGUCACCCGUGGCGUCGACGCAAGGUCAUCCCGUCGCCUCACGACCUGGGCUACAGCCGCGACGCCGGCCACCUCGUCGCCGCCCGUCUCCACGGCUUCUCCCACGCCAACGCCAUCCCCCCCAAGAUUGACCCCGCCGUCUACAACGAGCUGGUGACCCCGAAGGACCCCGACAUCGGCAUGGAGACUCCGGACUUGGGGCAGAUCCUCUACACGACCAGGCCAUACGUCGUGGUAUGCCCCUCCAGCGACGAGGACGACGACGAUGAGUUUGGCGAGGUGCGACAGGUUCCUAUCAGCCUGUACUACGACGCGUACGGCGACGUGAUCGAGGACGACGUGUGGGCUCACCUCGGCUCCUCCGCCGGCCGCGACGUCUUUUACGACAACGACUCUGACGACGACGACGACGACGACGAAGACUACGGGGCAAGGGCGGGGGGUGGGGCGAGGGACCGCCGGGGGGACGAAGGCGAGAGGGACAAGCGAUACCGCAGGGAAGGCGAGUUCAGCGGGAUGAGCGAGAAGGAAAAGGAGGCGUUCAGGGAGGCCAUGGAAUACUACUGGCUUGAAAAAGACGUCAUGGAAUUUAGUGACUCGGAAGGAAGGCUGGCGGAGAAGAUGAAUAAAGCAGUGAAUAAUAGCGAAGAGACAUUGCUGGGGAGAUCAGAUAGUGAGAGGCCGUUACCCGCUCGCGGUGGGGGUGGGCGGGGCAUGUGGCCACCUGCAGGGCGGAGCCUGAGCAGCGAGCACCCGCAUGGCUCCUCCCACGAGUCCCAGGUGACACUCGACGACACCACCUGCUUCAUUGAUCCCCAGGACAUGAUAUGGGCCUCAAUGUGUGCAAUGUACCCGAGUGUUGCGUGGAAUAGCGUGGGCGUGCGGGGCGGGGCGGCAGACGGAGCCGGGGUAGAAGCGGCUAAGAAUCAUCAGUCUGCUAGUACCUGUGUUGCCGCUCGCGCGCCUCGUACACCUGCCGUGCCCUACGCUUAUACGGCCUCCGGCAGGCGCCGCUCACGUGUUAGAAAUGAGCAGAGGCCUUACGCUCCGAAGAACACCUCGGAUGACUUGAAAGUUUGGACAAGAAAAUCCCGCCGAAGCGAGUGUGAAGUGACGAGCGAGAGCAUGCCCAGUAUGCCCAGCAUGGAUCAGCUGUUUGUGAGGCGAGGCCGUAAUGAAGGUAGGGAACCUUCGCCGCAACCACAGCACGGUCCUACAGCCGCGGGCGCCACGCUACCAGGCCACCCCACCCCCCACACGCCCCUCACGCGGAUAGACUAUGACAACCUGGCACCGGACUGGCACAAGCACAUGAGCUGGGAGGAACUUCGGCGCCCGAGCACCUUCAACGGGGUGGACGGCCUCAUGGGGCAGGUGCCCCACGCCAGCGAGUCCUCCUUGGCCACGGACAGCUCCGGCCACCCUCACAUACGCCACCACCUGACCGAAGGCGUUCGACGGUCAAGUGUAGGGGUUGUAGGGAGGCGUGGCGAGGGGGCGUGGCGUGGAGGGCCUCGUGGCCAGGCGAGCGUAACAUGUGGAGCACUGGGCCAGGCGGGACCCGGACCACCAGUCUCCACGCGCGCUCUGCCACGUGCACACACGCGCUCACGAACGACGCGCUCUAACAGUGUUACCGGUGAUUCAAGUGUUAACAGUGAAACGGACCGUGUUAGUAAGACGAGGAAUACGAGGAGUGGUAGUGUGACAAGUGUACAAGUGAGCCUUGGUGACGGUGAAUCAUGGCCCUCCCUCCGGGAUGGUGUGUGUGACGGAGAGUGUACGUGUGCCAUGCCCUGCAAAGUGUCGGGCAUACCUGUAUACCAGGGGCGAGGGGGGGACCCUCCCCGGAACCCCAGGGAAGAUGUGCCUCCUGCGGCUCCUACAGGAGGAGCUGGCGGGCGAGGUCGCGGCAACGGCCGCCGCGCUGGGAACAAUAACAAACCUUCUCCUUCGUCAUCAAAUCGCUCCCCGGCUUUCAUGGGGCGCCGUGGCAGCUUCGGAGCCCCCGGGACAUCCCGAGGCAGUGCCACGCAAGAGAGGGAAGUGGAUUUACCUCGCCGGGCAUCCCUGCCGGGCCCGGGAGUCGGCGCCCCCGUGCACUGCAGCACCUCAGACGACUCGUUAAAGACCGGGAGUGCUUCCGGCCUGUCCUCACACCGAGCACGGUCCUCGCCGUCCCCCAUCCCGCGUUCCCCAGCAAGGGGAGCAUCUCCGGGCCUGGGGGCACGAGCGCCGUCGCCAGUCGGGCCAGGGAGGACUCCCACGUCGACGCGACGGCGGGAGUCCUUAGGGGACACACGAACUCCACCCGCGACGCCCCUCGCCCGCCGCCCGCCACCACGGGCGGUAUACCAGGUGAGAAUCUCCCCUGGCGCCUCUGGACGUGACUCUGCGUCGGCACACAAGGAAAAGUCAUCGUCUAAGCUCCCUGUCAUGUCCAGUAAAAGCGGCAAGGCGGACCCUCCCCAGACUGGCCAUCGAAGCUUUCCGCCGCGCCCGGCGAGCGGCAGGGCAGCAACAACAAGUCUCCGUGGAGGAAAAGAAACUCCCAGAGACAAGGCGAGUAAUGAAGAGAGUAACAGAGGCGCAGGUCAGCUGGGCCACAGCUCUUUGAAACUUGACACCCCGCCCAAAGCGCUGUCCCUUUCGUUGUCUGUAAGUUCCCCGGAAUCUCCUGAAACGAAAGACAACACAAACGGCGGCGGCGAUACGUCCCUCAACCUUAGCAACGUGUCAGGGACGGCGGUCACGGACAGUGAUGCAACACCCGAUCGACAGAGAGAACUGUCGAGCAGAGUGCUGCCCGCCCGGACUGGCUCGGUGUCUAUGCUGCCCAAAUCGUCUUCUUACGGGGAAAAACUGUCAGGACUGGCAAGAUCGGGAAAUAAUCGGCUAACUGCUUCGUCCUCGAGACUCUCACCUGUCAGGCGAGGAAGUACUGACGCCGCGAAGUCGAGUGAAACGAGGCUGGAUCACACCCUGAGUGCCAGCUCUUCAAAUAUUAACGCAAAACCAGCCGUAACUCGUACGUUCUCGGGUCCGAAGAGUUCUUUAGUUUCGAACGACGGAGCAAGCAGGGCGAGGAUCGUCAGGAGGGUCAUGAGUGGCAGUCGAACGAAUCUCAGCAAGAAGAAAUCAAAUUCCAAGACGUCUUUGGUGGUGGGUCGUCAUAACAUGUAUAAUCGCAGCAAAUCAGGCUCCAAGAACUCUCUCCUUGGUUCUCGAAACAACCUAUUCCGCGCGAGUCUCGAUUCCCAGAGGACAGAGAGCACCACAGAUUCGGGAUGCAAUUCCCCCCUGUACGGUAGUCAGUGCUCGCUCGACGGCGAACGGAAGCGGCACAAUUCCUCCCCUUCUCAGAACCUCCACAAAACGGCCGGUUCCUUCAAUUCUCGACAGUCCAAGUUCGACACAAGGAUGAAUAGGAGAGUGAUAAAAAAGAAGGAAAUCGGAAGCAGUAGCAACAGAGUCACACCUGCAUCGCCACCGAGAAGGACACCUGAUCCAGUCCCCGCCGUCAGUCCUGAACCAGAUCAGAAAACCACAAUCACAAAACCUGCACCUGUAGAAAAGGAUAUGGGGGCCGAGAAGGACGUAUACAAGCCAGUCUUGGAGAGGGAACAGUGCAAGGCAGAUCCCGUGCACGAGGUGAAAAUAGUCCACACGCAUUCCAUGAGUAGCAGCCAAUUAGUCGACAGAAUGGAAAAGCCACCCGUGUCUGUCAGAAGAUCGUACAGCCUCCAGCUCCCACGAGCUCGUCCAGCCCCUCUCCCCAAACCGACAACAUGUGAGCUCCGUAGUAAGGAUGACACGAGGAUACGCACUAACGAGGACAGCGUCGAAGAUGAGGGAAAAGAGAACCGACCCUUACCGGGCAUUAAUGUCUCGUUUCGCUCCGUCUCAUCAUGCCCCCCUGACCAUUCUAGCAGCCAGAGAAUCCACUCUGGAAACAAUGAGGCGGAAACUGUGACUCGUGAUAAAAAAGAAAUAACCAAGGUUGCGAUAGUGGCUGAACCAAAAACCAGGGAAGAGAAAGGAAUUCAGGUGGAAGCCUCAAGUAGUGAAGAGGAGGAGGAUGAAGACGAUGAAGAGGACGAGGAGGAUGAGGAUAAAUAUGACUUAGACGAGGAGGCGGAGCGGGAACGGGUUCGAGAGAGCCGCGGUGAGGCAGGUAGUCAGCCGGGCAAAGAUGAGGUAAUGCCGGCCACUAAACCUCAGGUAGGGUAUGAGGGUCCAAGGAAUCUUCAGCGGCCCUUACCUGGCCCAUUCAGCGAGAAGGAAGAAAGAAGCCGUCAGUCUACUGCUGACAAAGUGAGGAAGAACACCGUCGUCCAUAUAUCUGGUGAGCCGGAGGAUAACAAGCUCAGAGUGACAGAGAAAAAAGAGUGUCCAAGUGAAUAUGAGGAGAAUCGAAAUAAUGAAAAGGUGAUUCUCAAUGAAGAUGAUAACAAUCAUUUGAUACAGCGUUUAGAAACCUCCCUAGCAGAUAUCAUCGACUCUGCUGUGCUUAAGAACCUGAAGAUAAAUGGGAAUAUAUUAACAGAUCAGUUCGAUGCCAUCAUCGCCACGCUGAAGAAGGUGGCGGCGUCAGUUGACUCGGGAGAGUCGGAGGCUCUUCCCCUGAGUCACAGGAAUUCCGAGUGCGGCGUGAAGGGGCUUCCCAAGACCCCCGUGUCCCCCUUGACCCCCCUCACCCCGACGUCCAUCUCGUCCUCCUCCUCAUCCUCCAUGAGCCCCAUGUGCCCCUCCACCCCUCGGACCCCCACGUCGAAGGCCCCCCUCUCGCUGCUGUCGAUCAACGAGUGUUAUCCCGGCCAGAUGACCACGCCCCCGGCCCUGCCAAGGAGCAGGAAGCUGUCUCUGCCAAGGGACACGCUCCAGGAUCACUCGCCGACUCUGGCGGAGCUAGCUCGUCGCCUACAUGCUAAUCCUAAUCACCUGAGGGCUGAUCAGGAUUAUGUGGAUUUCAUGGAUCUGGAUCAGCCAUACGUUACUCCCCCGCCCACAGGGCCCAGCACGAGCGAUCUCAUCAGAGGCGAUCCGACACCUAAAAGUUUCGGCAGGAAAAACAGCACCGGGUCUCUGGGUCUCUCCUCGUGCGCUUCCCUUCUGGAGGAUAAUUCCUACUACAAUGGCGGACCCACAGCGACGGCCAGUGUGACGAACCUGAACUCCUCCGAGGAUUACGCUAAUGUUUUCGGGUCACAGCAGAGCGCCUUCCGGAAGGUCCACAGCACCUCCAACGUGAACGGCAGCGCCUCAGGUGGCUCGCACCGACUCUUCCAGCGCCACCUGUCGUUCGGUGGUCCCGACGACGUGCAUACCGACAACAGGCUCAGGAAGAGUCUGUCAAAGAGUCGGGAGUUACUGAGCCAACUGGAAAAUGAAUACAAGAAGAUCAAAGGCGACGAAAAUAAAAGUGCUCGGAAUUCCCUCGUCAUCGACCAGAGUUGGCUGGACAAAGAUUUCGAUGAGCUCCUCCAGACCUUAUCGAAUGACAAGACGAUCCAGUCCGAUCCUCACGAAGCCUUAGCUUUCCUUACUAACAACAACAACAACAAUGCCAACGCCACAUCCUCCUCAGUCACAUCCUCCGUGAGAAACGACAAAUGGAAGGCUUCGAAGAAGGACAUGCCUCCACUGCCGUCGGCGGACAGCCCUCGGACCAAGCGCCAGCAUGGGCAGGCGGGGUCCGAGGGGCGUCAUAUCUUUUCGUUCUUCCAGAAGAAAGGCCGGAGCCAAAGUCUCUCCGGCACGGAAGCGAUCAAGAUAGUCUUGCCCGUCACCCCUGAAGACGGUCCCCAGGGGGGCCAUCAGGACAGGGCAGCUUACUGGCCCCAGGGAGUUCACCAGCACGAAGGGACGGCCCCGGGGUCACGCAGGGUGACCUACGAGAGCGCGACCUUGGAUCGUCCCGGGCGAUCCAACCGAAGUAACAGCAUCCCUUCGGGGGCACCGCAGGCCUCCGCCGGGAAUGCGUUACCGCUUGACCUCGUAGGAAUCCUCAGGAAAGGUAGAAGCAAAUCCUUGUCGAAGGCUGCCAGCAAGGAGGGCCAGCCAGAGGACUAUGUGGUGGAAAACGGCGAAGAGGGCGGUGGGGAAGACAGCCAGCUGGGGGAGGGGGAGGAUGAGCCAGCUAAACAAAUGCGGUCUCUCUCCCUGCCCAAGUCCUUCCUCUCGGAUAAAUACGGUCUCACCGGGUUCAAGGCCGCCCUGCCAAGCGUGAUCUUCCCGUGGCGGCGCGGAGAGCAGAGCCGCAGCUCCGGCCGCAGCAGCCCUGCUCCGUACGACGCGGGCGGCCACUCCCCCGCCUCGUCGCCCUACGCCUCCCACUGCCCCUCGGGAGCCCUGCACGAGGAAGCCCACAAUGGCCCCUACGACGGCGCGCCCGACCCCAGGCAGAAGGAGGGCGUGUGGCGCAGGAGCCGUGGCCCCGGAGUGUCCCGUAACACCAGGAGGGAGAAGGCGUCCAGCUCUCCCGUCUUCAGAAGGGCGUCGCUCAGUCACUCCGAGUGGGAUAUCAGAAGACCGUGGUCGCAUGUUUAUAGCGAACGUGAGGCAGCCAAGCUGAGCCAGUCAGUAUGUCGCCUGGCCAUGACGUCGGCAGAGGAUGGAGGGCCGGUGGAGGGCGUGGCGGAGGGCGAGGAAGGGCCCCGCUCGCUGCCCUACAUGUCCUCCUCUGCCCAGGCGUCCCCGGAGGGAAUGUUCCAAAAGUUCAAGAAAUCUUUGUCGCUCCGCUUGGCCAAGAAGGGCAGUCGCAGCGAGUCGCCGGGGCCGGGGCCGGGGUCGCUGUCUGCCCCCGUGGGCCCCGUGCCCGCCGAGCCCGCCCAGCCCGCCCAUCUGGAUUCGCAGACGCUUCCCAGGAGGCGCGGCUCCGUCAGCAGAGAGGACGACACCAAGUCCAGCUUCCUGUUUGGGCAUCCGCUCUUCAGGUCGAGCAAGGAGAGGCGGCGGGCGCGGCUGAAGGAUGCGAGGUCCUCCAAGUGCAACUCGGGGGACUCCGGCGACUCUGGCAUCGAGGCGAGCUUGGCAGAUGAUGGAUCAAGCGGGCUGAGAGAAGUGAACCCACGGGCGGUCCGUCGCACGCACAGCGACGUGGGCGGCGCUGGAGGGCGUGGCUCGCUGCAUUACUCGCGUCAGCUCUCCACCCCGCAACCCAUCAAGAUAAGGCCCGCCCACAGAUUGCCUCAACACACUGCAUCCUUGAACAGAUCCAAGAGUCUGAAGAGAAGUAAAGGCUCCUCCCAUUUGCGUCGCUCCAUUAGUCAACCCUUAGAUUUAGACAAGGCCUACGAUACCCCCGUAUCGACCCUUCGCAAAUGCAGGAGCCCGACGAACACCCCCAGGAGACGGCAGCGAAGACCCUCGGCCGGCAACAUCCUCAACGAAGACAACACGACUUCUGAAGAUGAGAUUGGAAUGUCCGACUCCGAAGAUUUUAGAACCGAUUUGAAGAGAAGUCUGGAAGAGGAUGACGAUAUGAUCAUAUAUGCCGAAGCUCUGUGGGACCAUGUCACCCUUGACUGCGAGGAGUUAGUGUUCAAAGCGGGUGACCUUAUCACUGUGAUAGAUUCGAGCGACAAGGACUGGUGGUGGGGACGGAUCAGCCAUCGAGCAGGGUGGUUCCCGGCGGCGUUUGUCAGGUUACUAGUGAACCAGGAAGAGCACCAAGAUACGUCAGGCCACCAGGACACGUCAGCUCGAGGACCAGCACGGAAGCUCAGUAUCUCUGGGUUAUCUCACGACCAGAUUCGCACUAACGUCAUUAAUGAAAUAAUUUCGACAGAGCGGGACUUCGUGAAACAUUUGCGAGACGUCGUCGAGGGAUACCUCAGACAAGUCCGUAAAAGGCCCGACAUGUUCACCGACGAGCGAGUGUCGACGAUCUUUGGCAACAUGGAGGCGCUGUACCAUUUCCAGAGUAACUUCCUAAGAGAACUUGAAAUGUGCAUCGACUGGCAAGAGCCUUUCAAGUCCUGCAUCGGUGCGACCUUCAUACGUAACAGAGAGAGAUUUGAGAUCUACAGUGAAUACUGUAAUAACCACCCUUCGGCAGUAUCAUCUUUACAAGAGCUUUACCAAGAUCAGAAGUAUGUGCACUUCUUUGAGGCAUGCAGACUACUUCAGGAAAUGAUUGACAUUUCUCUCGAUGGAUUUCUCCUAACGCCAGUUCAAAAGAUCUGCAAAUAUCCUCUUCAACUUCAAGAAUUAUUAAAGUAUACAAAGCCUGACCAUCCUGACUACACCAGUGUCCAAGGGGCCUUAGAGGCUAUGCGAGAUGUGGCUCUCUUGGUGAAUGAAAGAAAACGGAGAAUGGAAUGCUUAGAGAAGAUUGCGUCUUGGCAGAUCACAGUGGAAGGUUGGGAGGGACCGGAGCUCCUUGAGGACAGUUCACAGCUGAUCUACCAAGGAGAAGUUACCAAAGGAGUUGGUGGAUCCUGGCCAAAGGAAGUUACCCUAUUCCUCUUUGAUCAUCAGCUUGUGUACUGCAAGCGGGACCUCCUCAAGCGGAACACCUUUGUUUACAGAGGGAGACUCAAUCUCGAUAACUGUGAGAUUGUUGAUCUCCCUGAUGGAAAGGACUCCAGCCUCAACAUCAAUGUACAUAAUGGAUGGAAGAUUCAUAGUUUUGAGAAGAAUAAGUGGUAUGUUUUCUCUUGCAAAACUACUGCAGAAAAACAGAAAUGGAUGGAGGCAUUCAAACGAGAACGGGAACUAGUAGCAGAAGAUGAAUCUGCAGGAUUUGUAGUAGCAGACAAAGCAAAACACUUGGCAAAAGUUGCAGCUCGCAACCAAAAGAAUAGGCCAAAGAGACCUCGAACCACCAAAUCGCACAAGCGUGUACAAGCCAUGACAUACGCUCAGGCUGAACUUCUAGUCAAUGUUGAUCCUGAAGUACGCUCCAAUAGCCUCCCUUCUGGUAUUGAGCCACCUGAAGGCAAGAAGAAAGGUCUGUGGUUCAGCUUUGGAGGUCACAAGAAAGGAAGAGGCUCAGGAAGAACUCUCAGCCAGAUCCAGCACCACCCUGUUUGAGAGACAUCUUUACUCUAAGCAGUGUAAAGUCUUGUCAAGAAAGCUUGAGGAAAUCUGCUUUGACUUGAAGUUGAAUAAUCUGGUUUACUGAUAACACAUCAUCUACAAAUUGGCAGUUUUAGAUGACACAAAUUUUGAGUUACAAACCCAGUAAGGAAGGGUAAAAAAUGAAAAGAAUACUCAUUGGCAUUUAUUUAUCUAAGAUAGUGCACUGAUGAUGCUGUUCCUCUGUGCAUUAUUCAGAUGAUUAUGACCAAUGAACUCAUUCAAGGUACAGUGACAUAAUCCAGAUUUAACCUCCUUAACAAAUAAGGCUUCUUGCUGUGGAAAAAUAUACUGCUAGGAGCUGUAAUAGGAGGAAUCUAGUCACAUUCAGUUUGCUGUCACAAAUCUGGGAGGCAGAGAUGCAAGUUGAUGGUGAGGAUGUAUUCAGAUAAUGAAGGUGAUAAUUCCUUAAACAUAUCCCUAAUUUAUUUAUCUAUAAGGUGAUCAUAUCAGAGUAUAACCAUCACCUGCAGGCUUAGGUGAUACACUUUCUUCCAGUUGUGUUUUUGAUGUUGUCAGAUGUUAAAUAACUGGCUGUUUGUUGUCACUGGAGAAAAAGUAAUGAAGUGCCAUUAUUUUUAUUAAUUAUCAUUAUUAUUAUUAUCAUUAUAAUUAUUAAUUAUUGUUAUUAUUUUAACAGUUAAUUUGGCUGUAACACUUUACAAGUGCUUUUCAUUAUUUUAAAUUUUAGUUCAUUUACACAAGACUAAAAUAUCUUAAUAUGACCUCCAAUGGAGAUAAAAUAGCUUUACUUAGUAGUCAGUAAAAUAUAUUAAAAGCAACCUUGUCUAUCACCUGUAUCUAUAAUUUCUCAGAUUCUGUUACUGAAAGUAUUUGAUGUUGCAUCAGAAUAAAAAUUGUGAUAAAAGAGUAUGUAGUAAUGCCACGUUCAUCAUUAUGACGCACAUGAAUUUUCUUUGUCAGGAGAUGUAGUCUUUCAGUUUGGCUAUCUGAAGUACAGCAUUAAUUAAAUUUCAGUGUUGAGCAAAAAGUUGUCCUGUAAAGUGUGUAGCAGUAUGGUGUGUCAUGGUGUUAAUAUACCAAAUGGUUCAAGCAAGACAAAUUUGCUUUAUCCUUUACUGAUUUAAUGCUUGUAUAUAAUUUAACUUUGUUUUCUAUUAUAUAUUAUAGUUUAUCAUGUACAGUGAUAUAAAUAUAUGUAUUUGUUGUAAAAAUGUAUAUAGAGACCAAAAUAUGUUUCUUUGACUGAAA
Molecule: messenger RNA, 11129 nt
Organism: Penaeus chinensis
Lineage: Eukaryota; Metazoa; Arthropoda; Malacostraca; Decapoda; Penaeidae
Gene: RhoGEF3
Exons: 19
Coding region: 765-9872 (3035 amino acids)
Biological process (GO): intracellular signal transduction
Cellular component (GO): cytoplasm
Molecular function (GO): guanyl-nucleotide exchange factor activity; protein binding
Source: RefSeq, a predicted model, not a curated record